UGGCGCGACACUGGCGCGUCAGCCUUGGUCAAGUCCCGGAGAUUUAGUAUCUCUUUUUUCAGUCUUUGGGGCUUUUAAAAAAGAGCCACUAGUCUCAAUGCGGAGCGGGCUAUGACAGCCUCCGUGCUCCUCCACCCCCGCUGGAUCGAGCCCGUCAUGUUCCUCUACGACAACAGCCUGGAUGAGAUCAAUAAGAACAUGGACGGGUUUCACGCCGGCAGCAACUUCGCGGCGGCGGCGGCGGCCAACCCCUGCCGCAACCUGAUGGCUCACCCCGCGCCCCUGGCCGCCCCCAGCGCCGCCGCCUACACGUCGAGCGAGGCCCCCGCCGCCGGCAUGGCCGAGCCCGCUGUCAAGCAGUGCAGCCCCUGCUCGGCCGCCGUGCAGAGCUCCUCCGGCGCCGCGCUGCCCUACGGCUACUUCGGCAGCGGCUACUACCCGUGCCGCAUGACCCACCACAACGCCAUCAAGUCCUGCGCCCAGCCCGCCUCCACCUUCGCCGACAAGUACAUGGACACAUCGGUCUCCGGCGAGGAGUUCACGUCGCGGGCCAAGGAGUUCGCCUUCUACCAGGGCUACGCCGCCGGGCCCUACCAGCCGGUGCCCGGCUACCUGGAUAUGCCCGUGGUGCCCACCAUCGGCGGCCCCGGCGAGCCGCGGCACGACCCCCUCCUCCCCAUGGACAGCUACCAGCCCUGGGCCAUUACCAACGGGUGGAACGGGCAAGUGUAUUGCCCCAAGGAGCAGAGCCAGCCACCUCACCUCUGGAAGUCCACCCUCCCGGACGUCGUUUCGCAUCCCUCGGAUGCGAAUUCGUACAGGCGGGGGAGGAAGAAGCGAGUGCCUUACACAAAGGUUCAGUUAAAAGAACUCGAAAGGGAAUACGCUACAAAUAAAUUCAUAACCAAAGACAAACGGCGGAGGAUAUCGGCGACCACGAAUCUGUCAGAGAGACAGGUCACAAUCUGGUUCCAGAACAGAAGGGUCAAAGAGAAAAAAGUCAUCAACAAAUUGAAGACGACCAGUUAAUGGAUUAAAAAUGGAGAAGCAGCAGCUCGAAAGUUUCAGAACUUUUUUUUGUUGUUGUUCAGAUUAAAGUAAUUAUUAAUAAUAAUUAAAAAAAAGAAAAGACAAUGAACCUCUUCUUUCAGAGCAAGAGAUCUGUAUCCUUGGAAUUAUAGCAUUUUUUAAAAUAUUGCUGUAACAAAUGGUUAAAACUGACAGUUCUCCUGAAAUCCCAAGCAGACAGUGUAACUGACAAACUGUAAAGCCCACAUGCCCAGCCCCGAGAGAUACACUUUCAAUUAAGACACACAGUUUUCUGAGAAACUUGUAAGUACUUCUAUGACCUUACUAUUUCAGAACACUCUUCGUGGCCACGGUGUGAGAGCUGGUUGACGUGAGGAGGUCGAUGUGUACACAUAAGCUUGUUUUCUUCCAUUGCAAUCCAAACUGUAUGUUGAAUGACUGCUCAGGUAAACCAUAGUGAAAAGAAAAAAAAAAAAAGUACAAUUACUGUAUGUUUUUAAGCAAUGCAUUUAAUGUAAAAAAAAAAAAAAAAAAAAGUAAUAAUAAACCUCGAAGGUAC
Cygnus olor (mute swan) is the source of this 1588-nucleotide messenger RNA. It is a transcript of the gene HOXA13, whose product is annotated as homeobox A13. The coding region runs from base 112 to 1029 and encodes 305 amino acids. The record is from RefSeq and is a predicted model, not a curated record. The transcript has 2 exons. Lineage: Eukaryota; Metazoa; Chordata; Aves; Anseriformes; Anatidae. Gene Ontology annotation, biological process: regulation of transcription by RNA polymerase II. Gene Ontology annotation, molecular function: RNA polymerase II cis-regulatory region sequence-specific DNA binding; DNA-binding transcription factor activity, RNA polymerase II-specific.